AUGGCGUCCUUUUUCGAGAACCUGUGGCAGUCCAUCUUCACGCCGGGCCCCACGCCCACGCUCCUCGUCGCGACCAACGCAUCCUUCGCGGCGCUGCAAGUUCUCUUGUUUGCCAUGCUGCUGGCGACAUACAGCAUACACUUCAUCAUCCUGUCCUUCCUCUGCGGCGGCCUCUGGUGGGCCAUCAACUGGUUUGCAGCCGAGAUCCGCGCCGCGCAGGCCAAAGAGGAGGAAGCGAAGCGCAUACGGGAGGCGCGCCGGGGCAAAGACAAGGGCGAGAAGGGCACGGAUGCAGGCGACGAGGGCGAGGGCAUGGACUCGGGAGACGACACUGAGGUGGAUAAUGAACUCGAGGUGCAGAAACAGCGGCCCACGCAAGCACGCUCUGCGCGACCGGAAUCUCAGAGCACCGUCCUUGUCGACCGGCCCAGCGAGCGCAGCCGGAGGGAAGAAACGCCCCAGGCUUCGGCGGGAGCGGGGGGUCCCGCCGCUGCGAGUACGACGGGCGCGACGACGAAACUUGCGCCGCUGGUGGAUGAUGCGCUGAAGAAGAGGAAGGGCUUGGGCGAGUCGACAGGCGAUCUGAGCACGGAUUCGGAGUGGGAGAAACUCGAUUCCAUCUUCGAGUUCAAAUUGCUUGGGCGCGGCGAUAUAUCCCUCGUCUUGCUCGCAAUCAAGUUGAUGCCCGAUGUUCGAGGUUCGACCUUGCUGCUUGCCCCGCUGCCGAAACAUCCAUCACAGUGCCCUGACACAUCACCACCACUUGCUGUCUACCCCGCGGCAUUCGCGACUUACUCCACCAUGGCCUCGAUCAACGCGCCCGUGAGCAUUGCAGACGUCGUCGCACAGGCGGGCAACUACACAUACAAUGCGCAGAUUCCACUGGCGAGCUGGCUGCGCACAGCUAGUACCAUGCAGAAAGAGGCGCAAGUCUACGAAGCGGAAGGCAAUGACCCACAGACAUACCUCCUCCUAUACCGCCACGCCGACCUCGUGCUCCAACACCUGCAGACACACCCAGACAGAAAUCAGCCGCAGAAUAAGAAGGCGCUCAAUGCGGCGACGACGACAGUGUAUAGCGACUUGAAGAAGCUGGAGACGAUUGCGCCGAGGAUUAAGAAGAGGCAUGAGGAGUUCCAGGAGAGGAGGAGGAAGCAGCAAGACGCGCUGAAAGCACUUGAGGGCAGUGGCGCGGCGAACUUGCCGCAGGAGUUGGAUGGGUUGUCGUUACAGGAUCGAGGGUCGAGGAGGAGGAGGUCGUAUGAUUCUAGGCCUACGCUGGAUGCGUCGGAGAAUCACUCCCUGGCGACAAGACUGGCGCAGAGGGAGCAUGGCGUUUCGGAAGAGGAGGAGCAACAGCGACGAACAGGAGGUAGGUGGGAGAGCUGGCAGGACGAUCUCGCACACGAUGAUGGCCGCGGAGACCUCAUGAAUCAGCUUCAGGAGGUUGCACGCCUACAGCAGAAUGGAGCGAAUGGGCAGAAGUCAUCGUACUCUGAAGUAAGCUACAUCGACUCUAUCCUCCCUGGCAAGGUCCUCGACGACCGCCCUCCCACGCCCUCAACGGAAUUAGACUCCUUCUCCUUCAAACCCUCCGCCUACCUCGAAAAUGGUGACCCCCUGCGCCCCGUAUUCCUCCCCUCCCAACUGCGCCAACAAUUCCUCGCCGUCGCAUCCUCCAAUACGCGCCUCAACCUCGAAACAUGCGGCAUGCUCUGCGGCAUCUUGAAAUCCAAUGCUAUGUUCAUCACGCGGCUGGUCGUGCCUGAGCAAACCUCGACGUCUGAUACGUGCGAGACGCUGAACGAGGAGGAGUUUUUCGACUACUGCGAUAAAGAGGAAUUGCUUGUGAUUGGCUGGAUACACACGCACCCCAGUCAGACAUGCUUUAUGAGUAGUCGCGAUUUGCAUACGCAUGUGGGCUAUCAGGUUAUGAUGCCCGAGAGCGUGGCGAUUGUUUGUGCGCCGAGUAAGACGCCUAGCUGGGGCUGCUUCCGCCUGACCGAUCCGCCGGGCAAGCAGGCCAUCUUGAACUGCUCGAAACCCGGCAUUUUCCACCCGCAUGAUGUGGAGAAUAUUUAUACCGAGGCGGUUAAGCCGGGGCAUGUUGUUGAGCUCGUCAACGCGCCGUUGGAGAUUGUGGAUAUGAGGCCGAAGAAGAAGUUUUAG
Parastagonospora nodorum SN15 is the source of this 2169-nucleotide messenger RNA. RefSeq lists its product as hypothetical. Gene Ontology annotation, cellular component: endosome; membrane. The transcript has 7 exons. Gene Ontology annotation, molecular function: K63-linked deubiquitinase activity; protein binding; metal-dependent deubiquitinase activity. NCBI's taxonomy places the organism in Eukaryota, Fungi, Ascomycota, Dothideomycetes, Pleosporales, Phaeosphaeriaceae. The coding region runs from base 1 to 2169 and encodes 722 amino acids. The record is from RefSeq and is a predicted model, not a curated record. Gene Ontology annotation, biological process: protein K63-linked deubiquitination; vacuolar proton-transporting V-type ATPase complex assembly.